Molecule: messenger RNA, 780 nt
Organism: Cuscuta campestris
Lineage: Eukaryota; Viridiplantae; Streptophyta; Magnoliopsida; Solanales; Convolvulaceae
Source: the annotation of a GenBank genome assembly
CACCCUUCAUCACCUUCCCACUCUUUCUUUCCUCUCUUUUGUUAGAAAGAAGAAAAAAAAAAAGAAUCCAUUGAAAUCUUGAUUCCAUGGCUGCUUCCACUCUGCUCUCCUCACCAGUCGUCUUCUCCAACCGCCCAACCCUCUCCUUCUCCGGCAGGCCAGUCGCCAUCACCUCCAAGAACCCAACAAAGAAGAAGAAGAAGAGCAAGAGGCUCGGCAUCACCACCACCGCCAUCAAGGCGGAGCUGAACCCCCAGGCGGUGAUCUGCGCCGCCACGGGGCUCUCCCUGUUCAUGGGCAGGUUCGUCUUCUUCAACUUCCAGAGGGAAAACGUGGCCAAGCAGGGGCUGCCGGAGCAGAACGGCGUCUCCCACUUCGAGUCCGGGGACAAAAGGGCCAAGGAAUACGUGGGCCUGCUGAAGUCAAACGAUCCGGUGGGCUUCAACAUUGUGGAUGUUCUCUCCUGGGGAUCCAUUGGCCAUUUGGUGGCUUACUAUGUUCUUGCCACUUCCAGUAAUGGUUAUGAUCCCAACUUCUUUGGCUGAUUUCUCUCUUCUUUUUUUCCCUUCAAUAUGUAAUCCUUUUUCCAAUCCUUAAUUACAAACAUUGUCACUUUGAUCUGUUUUCAGUCAGUCAGUCCCUCUUCUCUGUAAUAUUAUGCACUCUAAAAUGGAAAAUCACUUCAUCUAUUGUUUCCACUUUGUGCCUUUAUCAUUAUUUUAAAUUCGUUCAGUUUGACUUUUAACGUCGCACCCUAGAAAAGAAAUGAUUUCAUUGAAU